Molecule: messenger RNA, 1143 nt
Organism: Closterium sp. NIES-65
Lineage: Eukaryota; Viridiplantae; Streptophyta; Zygnematophyceae; Desmidiales; Closteriaceae
Source: the annotation of a GenBank genome assembly
AUGGCUCAUAUAAUGCGCCGGUUGAGGCCACAGACUCGACUGUUUCUUGGCCUUCAGCGGUCAUUUAGCUCCACAGCAGCCGAGACGGGGGACCCAAACUUUUUGGAGUCCGUUGAUAUUUAUUUCGACAAGGCUGCUGCCAUCUGCCAUGUGCCAGGGGACAUCCUGGGACAGAUAAAGGGAUGCAACAAUGUUCUCAAGGUUCAGUUUCCACUGAAAAUGUCGAAUGGCACAGUCGAGCUUAUCGAAGGCUAUCGAGCUCAGCACUCUCAUCACAGGCUUCCAGGCAAGGGAGGUGUCCGCAUGGCCCCAACUGUGGACGCAGAUGAGACCGUGGCCCUUGCUGCACUGAUGACAUUCAAGUGUGCAGUUGUUGAUGUUCCGUUUGGUGGAGCCAAGGGAGGAAUCAAGAUAGGACCACAAGAGAUGGCGUGGAUCAAGGCUAUUGUCACAGCUAAGGGAAAAAUCACCGCCAUUGCUGAGUAUGAUGGUGGUUUGGUGGAUGAGACUGGGAACGGCCUUGACAUUGAAGGCAUCAAGCUAUAUCAUGCACGGAAUGGCACCAUCACGGGGUUCCCAGGAGCUAAAACUGUCUCUGACCCCUUCUCCAUACUUGAGCUCCCUUGUGAUGUCCUCAUACCGGCUGCACUGGAAGGCCAGAUUCAUUCAGGAAAUGCCAGCCGCAUUAAGGCCAAGGUUGUCGCGGAAGCUGCAAAUGGUCCUGUCACUCCUCCAGCAGAGAAGAUCAUGGAAAGCAACGGAAUAGUUGUUCUGCCAGACCUUUUGCUGAAUGCUGGUGGUGUGACGGUGUCCUACUUCGAGUGGCUGAAGAACAUCAACCACAUUCGCUUCGGGAGGAUGAGCCGGCGUAUGGAAGAACGGGGCAAACAGGCCUUGCUGGAUGCUUUGGAGAAGGAGAUUGCCACCGGUAUAAAAUUCACUGACGACACACGUCGUUCCAUCAUUAAAGGCAACACUGAGGAGGAUUUUGUGUGGUCUGGCCUUGAGGAGACAAUGAUAAAUGCCUGGGACGAAGUCAAACGCGUUGCUGAAGAAAGGGAGUGCAACUUCCGCACAGCCUCGUAUGUGAUUGCCAUCGAGAAGAUUGCCACAUGUUACCGUGUCAGUGGAAUCUUUCCCUGA